This is a messenger RNA of Aureobasidium melanogenum CBS 110374, 993 nucleotides long. RefSeq lists its product as uncharacterized. The record is from RefSeq and is a predicted model, not a curated record. Gene Ontology annotation, cellular component: cytoplasm. NCBI's taxonomy places the organism in Eukaryota, Fungi, Ascomycota, Dothideomycetes, Dothideales, Saccotheciaceae. Bases 1 to 993 code for a protein of 330 amino acids. The transcript is spliced from 2 exons.
AUGUCGUCUAAUAAGGUCCCGAACGAUAUUAUCCUCUUCCACUACACCUUUUCUCCCUUUGCAAAGAGAAUCGUCUGGUAUCUCAAGCUACGCGGCAUUCCCUACGCUGAGUGCAUUCAACCCUUGAUUCUACCACGCCCAGACCUAGCUGAGUUGGGCAUCAACUACCGUCGCAUCCCCCUGCUGUCCAUCGGACGAGAUGUGUACUAUGACACCCGCCUGAUCCUGGCAAGACUGGAGCAAAGCUUCCCAGCAUCGGCAUCGCACCCAGCUCUAUCGAUGCCCGAGAACAAAGGACUGGAAGCUUUGCUAGAGAAAUUCACAGUCGAUGCUGGUGUCUUCUCAAAGGCAGCUCAGUCACUUCCGCCUGACUUGCCGACUAUGAAAGAUGAGAAGUUUUUGAAAGAUCGAUCUGAGUUCACGGGCACUAGCUGGUCGCAGGAAAAUCGCGCGAAAGGGUAUCCUGAGGCACUGGCACACAUCAGGCAUGCAUUUGAUAUACUGGAGGCCUUGCUUGCGGAUGGUAGACAGUGGAUCGGGGGAACAGACAAAGUCAGUCUGGCAGAUAUUCACGCUGCUUGGCCCUUCAUUUGGAUCGGCGACAUGCUCCCUAAGCAAUCAUUUUCCAAAGAUCAACACCCCAAGGCUUGGGCAUGGCUAGGUCGCUUCAAGAAGACAGUCAGGGAAGCCGAAAAUUCAUCAAAAGCUGUUUCGCUAGAUGGGCAGGCUGCAAUGCAGCAUAUUGUAUCUGCGUCCUAUCACGAUCAACAAACCGGUGUGGACGGCAACGAUCCUGUCAAACUUGAGGAGGGCGACCUUGUCCAAUUGUGGCCUACCGAUAGUGGUUUCCGACACAAAGAUGAGGGACAGCUGGUGAAGCUCACGAAAGAUGAAGUCGUGCUUGCUAUACAAACCAGAAGCGGAGGCAAAGAGAUCAGAGUCCACGCGCCGAGAUGGGGUUUCAGAGUGGUAAAGGCAAAAGCCCAACUCUAA